Messenger RNA from Lutzomyia longipalpis, 255 nucleotides. RefSeq names its product SRA stem-loop-interacting RNA-binding protein, mitochondrial (gene SLIRP1). Gene Ontology annotation, molecular function: RNA binding. The record is from RefSeq and is a predicted model, not a curated record. The transcript has a single exon. Lineage: Eukaryota; Metazoa; Arthropoda; Insecta; Diptera; Psychodidae. The coding region runs from base 1 to 255 and encodes 84 amino acids.
AUGGCCAGCACGAAAAGUGUCUACAAGUUAUUCGUAAGGAACAUUCCCUGGACCGUUGGUAGUAGAGAGUUGCGUGGAUAUUUCUCUGAAUUUGGCCGCGUUUUCCAAGCAAACGUGGUAUUUGAUAAGAAUACUGGCCUUUCCCAAGGAUACGGCUUUGUCAGUGUAAACAAGGAAACUCUGGAAAAUGUAGAAAGUAAACGGCAACACGUGCUGGAAGGAUACAACCUCUAUGUGGAGCAGAGUAACAAUUAA